Messenger RNA from Tarenaya hassleriana, 758 nucleotides. RefSeq names its product RING-H2 finger protein ATL39-like. Gene Ontology annotation, molecular function: ubiquitin protein ligase activity. The coding region runs from base 89 to 610 and encodes 173 amino acids. Gene Ontology annotation, biological process: ubiquitin-dependent protein catabolic process. The record is from RefSeq and is a predicted model, not a curated record. Lineage: Eukaryota; Viridiplantae; Streptophyta; Magnoliopsida; Brassicales; Cleomaceae. The transcript has a single exon.
UGCGACGCCCUCUCUUCUCUCUCGCUCUCUGAGAAAUCUGGAAAGGGUUUUUUGAUUUCCCAGAAAAAAAGAGUAAAGAUUUUCGACAAUGGAGUGCCAAACUAAAAUCGACGUUGCCCUGGACGCGAAGGAGCUCCAUGCGUCGUCAGGCCUACACAGUGUCUUCGUUUAUGUGCAGAGCGAAAUUGAGGAAUCUGUCAAAUACCCAGAUGGCCGCGAAAACAAGAUCGGGAUUUAUCCGAAUUCCUCCACCCAAUUCGUCAAAUUCGAUCUUCGUAGCUCCGAUUCCGGCGACAUCUACCAGCUCCUCUGCGAUGAUCUUCGAGAUCCCCCGAUGUGCGAAUACCUAGCCCCGCAGAUCGCUGAUUCGGUUGCGGAGAUGAGUUCCAGUUGCGAAAGCUUCUUCGUCUUCGUGGAAGUGAAGUUGACGGAAGAGAGAACCUUCUCCGUGUCGGAAUCCGAUGUCUGCUGUAUCUGUCUGGAGAGAUUUGGGGAUUCGGGCAAGUAUCUGAGCGAUUUGCCAUGUUCUCAUGUCUUUCACCGUCUCUGUCUCGACCAGUGGCUCGUCCGGAGAAACUCUUGCCCGUUGUGCCGACGGCCGUGUGUCUGAUCAGUGACAGUAUUCAGUUUUCUUUUUCUUUUUUUUUUGGUUAGGGUUAGUUCCAGUUUAUACAAUAGCUGAAAAUUUUGAGAUUCAAUAGAAACAAGGACGAGUCUUUUGAGAUUCUAUAACAAAAUUACUGUUCUGAUUUCUAGUC